This is a messenger RNA of Heterostelium album PN500, 1536 nucleotides long. Its product is annotated as coactosin family protein. Gene Ontology annotation, molecular function: actin filament binding. The transcript has 4 exons. Gene Ontology annotation, biological process: regulation of actin filament polymerization. NCBI's taxonomy places the organism in Eukaryota, Evosea, Eumycetozoa, Acytosteliales, Acytosteliaceae. Gene Ontology annotation, cellular component: cortical actin cytoskeleton; site of polarized growth; plasma membrane. The coding region runs from base 1 to 1536 and encodes 511 amino acids. The record is from RefSeq and is a predicted model, not a curated record.
AUGUCUUUACAAUAUGUCGAUGAACAAGCAAUAAAAUCAGCUAUUGCAGAUUUGCGUAGUGAUAAGAAUGAUACCGAUUGGGUAUUGUUGUCAUUCGAAGACUCGAAAUCAAAGAAGGUAAAGUUAUUGGCUACCGGUAACGGUGGUGUUGCCAGUCUCUCUGAGCAACUCGCCGAUAACAUCGUUGGUUUCGCAUUGGUUCGUAAGAUCGAUGUCAUCGAUAACUCUGAGACCGUCAAAUACGCAUUCAUCCAAUGGAUCGGUGACAAAGUCGGUAUCUUACAAAAGGCAUUCGUCUCAAUCGCCACCUCUCACGUAAAGACAUUGUUCACUCCAUUCCAUGUUGAUUUCCAAAUUUCAUCACUCUCUGAAAUUUCUGACUCUAUUGUUCAAACAAAGAUUUCUGAAACAUCUGGAUCUGGUUCAAGAGUUUUGAAUGAAUCCGGAACUAGAAAUCAAACUACUGCUUCUACCUCUGUGAGAAAGUCGGUUGCACCGGGUAGUCUUGUAAAUAAGGAUGCCGUUACUUUGGGUAAUGAACAGGAGGUGCGUGAAGCAUUGAGAGAAUUCAGAUCGGAUGACAACGAAACCAAUUGGGUUCUCUUUGGAUACGACGCUCCAAAUUCAAACACAAUCGUACUCCUCGGUAAAGGAACCGGUGGUCCAAGCGAGUUGAUCGAUAACCUCCGUGACGACAUCGUAGGUUACGGUCUAACCAGAAUCGUCGAGAAAAUCGACAAUUCCAACACUGUUAAAUUCGCAUUCAUCAACUGGACCGGUGAGAAUAUUCACAGAAUGCAACGUGCUCGUCUUGGAACUCACAGUGGAUUCGUAAAGCAAUUGGUUCAACCAUAUCAUGUUGAUAUCAGUUGUGCCGACAAGUCGGAAAUUACUGAGGAAAUUGUUGUCACUGCUAUCACAAAGAAUUCCGGUACAAAGUCGAGUGUUUUGGCCGAUCAACCAACUAGAACAUCGCCAACCACUUCGUCUUUCAGAGGUGCCGGAUCCAGUGGAACUACCAAUGCCUCUGGUAGCUCCUACCGUGGUGCCACCCCGACUUCCUCGGGAGCCCCAGUUACAGCCGACGACUCUGUGCGUGCCGCCAUUCGUGAUGUUCGUAGCGAUUCGACACCAACCAACUGGACACUGAUUGGCUACCAGCCAAACAACACCACACUCACUGUUAUCGCCUCUGGCAAUGGUGAUGCCGACGAGUUGGUCGCCCACUUGAAACCAGAGAUCGUUGCCUAUGGAUUGGUUCGUGUCAAGACUCAAUUCGACCUCUCAGAGAUCACCCAGUUCGUUUGGAUUAACUUUGUCGGUGAGAGCAUCCCACGUAUGUUCAGAGCCAAGCUCGGUACCCACUCUGGAUUCGUCAAGGAAACAUUCUCACCAUUCCACGUCGACAUUCAUGCAUCGACACCAAACGAAGUAUCCAACGACAUUGUAAUCACCAGAGUAACUUCAAACGCUGGAACUUUAUCAAAAAGUUUCGCUCUUUUAUAUAUGUUUGUUUAUAAAGUUUCAAUCGAUUGA